Messenger RNA from Hipposideros armiger (great roundleaf bat), 1302 nucleotides. It is a transcript of the gene ST6GALNAC4, whose product is annotated as ST6 N-acetylgalactosaminide alpha-2,6-sialyltransferase 4. The coding region runs from base 138 to 794 and encodes 218 amino acids. The transcript has 3 exons. Lineage: Eukaryota; Metazoa; Chordata; Mammalia; Chiroptera; Hipposideridae. Gene Ontology annotation, molecular function: alpha-N-acetylgalactosaminide alpha-2,6-sialyltransferase activity. Gene Ontology annotation, biological process: oligosaccharide metabolic process; ganglioside biosynthetic process. The record is from RefSeq and is a predicted model, not a curated record.
CUGUGGGUGUUACUGAGGGAGGAGCAGGGAGCAUAAGCUGUGUGCCCACGUCUUUCUCUUUCUCUGUCUACCUCCGCCUGCAGCCGCUGGUCCGAGAGUCGUGCCGCAGCUGUGCCGUGGUGUCCAGCUCUGGCCAAAUGCUGGGCUCAGGCCUGGGCACCCAGAUCGAUGGUGCUGACUGUGUGCUGCGUAUGAACCAGGCGCCCACCGUGGGCUUUGAGGCAGAUGUGGGCCAGCGCAGCACCUUGCGCGUGAUCUCGCACACGACCGUACCGCUGCUGCUUCGCAACUACUCACACUACUUCCAGCAGGCCCGCGACACGCUCUACGUGGUGUGGGGUCAGGGGAAGCACAUGGACCGGGCCCUCGGGGGCCGCACCUACCGCACGCUGCUGCAGCUCACCAAGAUGUACCCGGGCCUGCAGGUGUACACGUUCACCGAGCGCAUGAUGGCCUACUGUGACCAGGUCUUCCAGGAUGAGACUGGCAAGAACCGGAGGCAGUCAGGCUCCUUUCUCAGCACCGGCUGGUUUACCAUGAUCCUUGCCCUAGAGCUGUGUGAGGAGAUCGUGGUCUAUGGAAUGGUCAGCGACAGUUACUGCAGGGACAAGAGCCACCCCUCAGUGCCUUACCACUACUUCGAGAAGGGCCGUCUGGACGAGUGUCAGAUGUACCUGGCACACGAGCGGGCGCCCCGCAGUGCUCACCGUUUCAUCACUGAGAAGGCCGUGUUCUCCCGCUGGGCCAAGAAGCGGCCCAUCGUGUUCGCCCACCCGUCCUGGAGGACCCGGUAGCCCCGUGGCUCAGCCGGCUACAAUGCCUCUGUUUAUUCACACUCCGCCAAAAACAUUCAACUUAUGGAUCCUGCCUUUGCCACAUGUCAAGUGGACCUAGGGUUCCCUCCUGCCCUACCCUGGGGACACCUGGAAGCCAUCUCGGGCCUCCAGACUUGAAGGGGAGAAGAGUGGGGCUGUGGCGACCUUUGUACCCUCCUCCCCACCCCCACUCCCUGAAUAAUCUGAAUCUUCAUUGGGGGGUUCAUCCCACCUCCGGGUCUGUCCAGUGGCCUUUGCCCCCAGGACUGGUGGUCCUCUGCUCACCAGCUUCAUGACCUUCAACCUUGCACCAGCCCUGGUCCUUCCUCUCUAGACUCCUCCUCCACCCAUUUUUGGUGCCACACUUCCCAGGCUGGUUGCCCUGGUCAGGGCAGCCCAGAGCUUGGGGUUCUUUGGGCAAAGGGGCCUUUGAACUGUGACUGCCAGGGCCACCUCGAGUGUACGGGUAAACGUGUGUUUUCUGGAA